Sycon ciliatum is the source of this 1870-nucleotide messenger RNA. RefSeq lists its product as uncharacterized. The transcript has 14 exons. The record is from RefSeq and is a predicted model, not a curated record. Bases 233 to 1483 code for a protein of 416 amino acids. NCBI's taxonomy places the organism in Eukaryota, Metazoa, Porifera, Calcarea, Leucosolenida, Sycettidae.
GAUGGGUUCCACUCGACGGAAGUCUUCAAGUCUAGGUUUUGCGGAGUGAUCAUAGCGCGCUAGCGGCACACUUGUUGACGAAUGAGAGCGGAUCAUCAGCCGCAUGUGCUGUCACCGUGUUUGUAUUCGUCUGUUCUGUUUGCCGGAUGGAAUACGCAGUGGACGAGUUUGCUGAGAUCAAAGCUGUGCCAAUAAACAUCUAGGCUUAUCUGACAAGCAUUCACCCAACACGAUGGCUAGUACGGCGGAGGCGAAGCGUACCGCAUGUCCUGCACCUGGUCUACAAGUUGAUAUACACACUACUAUACUGCAAAACAAUGGUGUUUUACUAGCUAUACCGGCAAUGGUGUCCAGAGAGAUGUAUAGUGGUCGAGACAUCAUCGCACCUAAUAGUGCUUUUACGGCAGACAAAGUUGAUCAUCGUAACUAUGUACCAGUUGAAUGGUGGAUCAUGUCGUGCACGCAAGCACAGAAUGGUGUCAUGAAGGAUGGAGAGGGCAUAACCAGGCUUCGCCUAGCGAGUGGUAAUCACGUGCCUCUUAGUGAUGCUCUGCUGGUGUGCGAGAAAGACCUGUUUGGCGAUUAUGCCACCAAGUGGCCGCUGACAAAGGUUCUGGAUAUCGGUGGCCGGGCUGUCAAGCCAUCAUUUGUUGCGGACGAUGCGAGUGCUGAUUCUAAGGAAGUUCCUCCUAUUCCCUGCCAUGUUCACGCUGGCUUGGUGUGCAAUGGACACUGCCAAGGACCAGGCAAGCUGGAGGCAUACUUCUUCCCACCACUGAAUGUUCCACCGUACAAUCUUGAACUGAGCAAUGUAAUUACUCGGCUGGGCUUGAAGCCGGACACGACGCAGGAGGAUGUGGUCAAAUGUUUGAAGAGAUUCGGUGAAGAUGAUAGUAUGUAUCAGCUACUGAACGUGUUUGAUAUUCAGCCCUGGGAGUCUUGGACAAUACAGGAGAAAGUGGUACACGCACCGGGUCCUUGGCUCACCUUUGAAAUCCAGAGACCUCAAGAUGACUACAACCUACUGGCCUGGCGGCUGGGUCAUGCAUUACAAGGAGAAGCCAAGGAGUCACUACGGUCUAGCACGCAUCUCCGUGGCCUGGCUGACGACGAGGCGCUGCUGAGAGAGACCAUCGACUGGGAGAUGAACACGGAUCCUGACUUUGAAUCGAAAUGGCAUACAAAAUGUCAGGUUCUGUCCAGCGGUGACUGGGGCCGUCAGACACGUCUUUUCUAUCAUGACUUCUAUGGAGAGGGCUUUGAGAUCUUGCCAGGUCAUUCGUUCACCAGACCCAAAGGACCUCAGCCCAUAGCAGGUAUUGUGUGGAGUGGCUCUGGCAGCCUCAACGGAUUACCAGUCAGUGCUGUGGAUGAUGAAAGCAGGGAGUUUCUUGUCUGUCCACAGUUUCCUUGCCAUAUUGAGAACCCUGAGUCAAGCAGCAGCACAUUGAUUGUUUUCACUGUAUUCCCCAUGCUUGAUUGAUACCGCCGCAUACCACUCUAAUAUUAGCUGACUAGGUUCAAAAAAUACGCAAAAAAUUGCUGGUUGAUGAACCCCCAAAUACGCAAAAAAUUGCUGGUUGAUGAACCCCCCCCCCCCCUUACUUGCUUCCCCAAACUGCUGCUCAAAUAUUGUUUUUAGAAAUUACAGGAAUUAUUUUCAAAUUAUGAUGAUGUCUCCCCAUUUCUACCCACUACACACACACUCAUCAAUGCAAAAGGAUUUUUUUACAGAAAUUGCGGAUUUGUUUUAACAAAUUUCUGUAAUUUGUUUUAGUGGAAAAAGUUCACUGGCUAGAAUGUUUUACAUAGCCAUAAGGCAGGAAAGAGUAGUUUCGGAUAAGAGAAGAAAUCAGUGAAAGGAACAAUG